This is a messenger RNA of Pteronotus mesoamericanus, 3901 nucleotides long. It is a transcript of the gene EIF5, whose product is annotated as eukaryotic translation initiation factor 5. Lineage: Eukaryota; Metazoa; Chordata; Mammalia; Chiroptera; Mormoopidae. Gene Ontology annotation, biological process: translational initiation; formation of cytoplasmic translation initiation complex; formation of translation preinitiation complex. The coding region runs from base 477 to 1772 and encodes 431 amino acids. Gene Ontology annotation, cellular component: cytosol. Gene Ontology annotation, molecular function: eukaryotic initiation factor eIF2 binding; GDP-dissociation inhibitor activity; translation initiation factor activity. The transcript is spliced from 12 exons. The record is from RefSeq and is a predicted model, not a curated record.
CACUGGGGUCGAGGGUAGCUUGAGCGCGGCGGCGGCGUUGUUCAGUCAGAGCGAGAACAUUCCAGAGGUCGCCAGGCCCCGGGCGCUGAAGGGUGUGGACCCCGGACGUCGCUGGGACAGCCCCUCCCCGCUGCUCGGCGGCGCCUGCCCGGCCGCUGCUCGCUGCGCUUCUCCGCCGCCCCUCCUCGGACCCGGGUUCGCACGCGCCUCACUUCAUCCCAGUCCCGGGCGAGCAGCGUUGGGUUUAUGUCUUUAUUUGACGAAAACGAGCUGUUGCGCAGCCAUUGGUACCUGUAUUGGGGAAACAUAGCGUCCAAGCAAGGAGCUUACAGCCUCAGUGGCGAAAACUUUUUCAUGUCAGAGACCGAGAACUCUUGCAGUCGUUUAUGUCAUCCCUUCUUCUCCAGACAGAAGAUACCAAAAAGUUGCAAUCAAAGAGCUCUUCAUCUUAUUGAUAAAGCCACUAAUAAGCCAAAAUGUCUGUCAACGUCAACCGCAGCGUGUCAGACCAGUUCUAUCGCUACAAGAUGCCCCGUCUGAUUGCCAAGGUUGAGGGCAAAGGAAAUGGAAUCAAGACAGUUAUAGUCAACAUGGUUGACGUUGCAAAGGCGCUUAAUCGGCCUCCAACGUAUCCCACCAAAUAUUUUGGUUGUGAGCUGGGAGCACAGACCCAGUUUGAUGUUAAGAAUGACCGUUACAUUGUCAAUGGAUCGCAUGAGGCGAAUAAGCUGCAAGACAUGUUGGAUGGUUUCAUCAAGAAAUUCGUUCUCUGUCCCGAGUGUGAGAACCCUGAAACGGAGCUGCAUGUCAAUCCAAAGAAGCAAACGAUAGGUAAUUCAUGUAAAGCCUGUGGUUACCGAGGCAUGCUUGACACGCAUCAUAAACUCUGCACAUUCAUUCUCAAAAACCCACCUGAGAAUAGUGACAGUGGUACAGGAAAGAAAGAAAAGGAAAAGAAAAAUAGGAAGGGCAAAGACAAGGAAAAUGGCUCUGUAUCCAGCAGCGAGACACCGCCGCCACCGCCACCACCAAGUGAAAUCAGUCCCCCUCCACAUGCUGAUGAGGAAGAAGAGGAUGAUGACUGGGGGGAAGAUACAACCGAGGAAGCUCAAAGGCGCAGGAUGGAUGAAAUCAGUGACCAUGCGAAAGUUCUGACGCUCAGUGAUGAUCUGGAAAGGACUGUUGAAGAACGGGUCAAUAUCCUGUUUGAUUUUGUUAAGAAAAAGAAAGAAGAGGGUAUUAUUGACUCAUCAGACAAAGAAAUUGUUGCUGAAGCAGAAAGACUGGAUGUAAAAGCUAUGGGCCCUCUUGUUUUGACAGAAGUUCUUUUUAAUGAGAAGAUUAGAGAACAGAUAAAGAAAUACAGGCGCCAUUUCCUACGAUUUUGUCACAACAACAAAAAAGCCCAGCGGUACCUCCUUCAUGGUUUGGAGUGUGUGGUGGCAAUGCAUCAAGCGCAGCUCAUCGCCAAGAUCCCGCACAUCUUGAAGGAGAUGUACGACGCGGACCUCCUGGAGGAGGAGGUCAUCAUCAGCUGGUCGGAGAAGGCCUCAAAGAAAUACGUCUCAAAAGAACUUGCCAAAGAGAUUCGUGUCAAAGCAGAACCAUUUAUAAAGUGGCUGAAGGAAGCGGAGGAGGAAUCCUCCGGUGGUGACGACGACGACGAAGAUGAGAACAUUGAGGUGGUGUAUUCGAAGACUGCCAAUGUGCCGAAAGUUGAAGCUGUGAAGUCUGAUAACAAGGACGAUGACAUUGAUAUCGAUGCCAUUUAAAUGGGUGGGUGCAGCCCAGCUUAACUGUAAUGCUGAGAAUCUUUCUGCAUCAUCAGCCAGAAGUGCAACAUGUAUGUGCAAAAGCUUAAAAGGCUUAACAUCAUGCUACACUUUCUGCUAAAAACGUAUUGCUGUGAGUGGUCUGUAAUUAAGCCCAACGAGAUAUCUCGGGAGUCCAUACACAUAUCAGUGAGCAGAUGUAGUUUGCUUAUUUAUAGCAUGUUUUCUUUUUGAAAAAUUAGUGGUGGACACAUUUGGGUCACAUUUAUACAGUUAUAAAAAUAAACAUUUGAUUUUGGUCAUUCUUCAGAUUUUUGUCUUUGAAUGACUUCAGCUGAAACAGUUGGCUCCUCUAAAAAACAUCGUGCUAUCAGUUAACCUGAUCGGAUUCCUGGAGCCUGUUAGAAACUGCUAGGUGCUGAGACUGUGAAGAGGUCUUCAGCAGAAUGUAAACAUGAACUUACUUGUAAUUACUUUAUUCAGCCAUUAAGAAAUACAGUACUUUUUUAAGUUUUCUCUCUGGUCCCUCAAGUUGCCAUCUGGCAACAUACAUCCCUACCAUGCCAGGGUGGACAGUGCAACCCCUUCUUACCGAGAGAAAAGGGCCCAAGUGCCCUGCAAAGAAUUUUAAAAGCAGGUUUUAAAACUUGAAUUUUUUUUUUUUUUCAGUUGGCAUACACUUGCCCCAAGUUGUAGUCUUUUAAAGUCAUAUGCAUUGCAAGUUGGAUGAGCCAGGGGAAUUACUGCAUUAACAGACAAGCGUUUUUAUGUGUAUGUGACUGUUGCUUUAUGCUGAGAGAAAACUCAAGCUUUGGGGUAUGAUUAAAUAGUAAGUCCUAUGAUUUUAUUUGGGGGAAGAAGGAAAAGGUGCACUUAAUCUCUAGCAAAAACAGCAUAAUUUUUCAGCUUUCACUCUUACGGUUUAAAUUACAAUUUGAAAACGUUGAGAAAUACUGUAUCUUUUGUUCAGUGUGGAUUUUCCCCAAUACUGUGGCUUAUUCUUCAAUGUCUUUUACAUUUGAACACACAGGUUUUGGUUGCUAUCUUGUCGAAAUCAGUGUUGCUAUGUCUCAAACUUGAUUUUUUUUUUUUUUUUUUUUUUUUGGUCUCCCAAAAUGUGUUAUUUAAAAAGAAAACUAAAAUUGUACUUUUAAGUCAGCCUAUACUUCGGUGGGAGACUUGGGGUGUCUUUUGUUUCACAUUGAAUAUAAUCAGACACUCCUCUGAAGUUUUGGUGACGGCCACUGAAUGCAGGUGACCAGGCCUGGCCCGGCCCGUCCUGGACUUUAGGUUUAGAAAUAACUUCCUUGUGAAUUCUGCCCAAUUAGCUGAUCUGAACUUAGUUGUUAUGGGUUCGGGGUCUAUAUGAGAAAUCAUUUUUUUAAAGUAAAAACUUGUUGCAUUUAUCCCUUUCUAUUAAAAGCGCACGGUGGAAAUCAAGGACCGUGGGGGUCGGUUUUAAUGCGGGGCACAGGCUUAUGUCACUCAUCUCUGUGAUCCUUCUUGGGUUAUGAGACCCUGACAAAUGUAUGUAAAAGUUUUUUCACAUUGAAAUUAUACAAACAUUUGGUAUAAUAAAAUUUUGUUAGUUUGGUAUUUUAAGAAAUUAGUAAUUUUACUGGAGAGAGAGCAAUUUGGUCUCCAGCUGGCUUUUGAUAGAUUUUGAUGAGAGUGAAGCAAAAGCCACCACACCUGGAGGGAAUGUGCUGUGUUGCACCAAAGAGGUUUUUGCAAAUUGUCAUUUCACCUGGGUUCCAAAUUGUUGGCCUAGGCCAGUUUGCUUUCAUCAUUUGGGAUUUCCUAGGAGGUAUUGGGGGCCAGGCCACGUUGUACUGAAUAUACAGUGUCGAGCUAAUGAGGUUCUGAUUUAGAGGUUGACUUCCUUUCCUUUUUUUUUUUUUCCUUGAUCUGAAGGAAAAGAUGUUCAGGGCUUCUAAACACUAAAGAGAAAAUUUUGACUUAGACCUGUGUUCAGUCUGGUGCCAAAUUUACAAUUGACUCAAAUCCACAUAAAAAUUUUAUUCACAGAGGCUAUCCUAAUAGAGUAAUUCUUCACUUUGCUCUAUUCAACUGUUAAAAUUUCCUGUUUCAAAGAGCUACUUUACUUGAUUAAAACAAUAUUAAAAUUA